AUGUGUGGGCAUGUGUCAGGUGCAUCCUCAGAGCUGCACAACUUCCACACCGCACCGCCGGAAGGCAACAAGACCGCACCGCCGGCAACAACAUCACCGCCGGCAACAACAUCACCGCCGGCAACAACAUCACCACCGCCGGCAACAACAUCACCACCGCCGGCAACAAAGACCGCACCGCCGGCAACAAGACCGCCGGCACCGCCGGCACACAAGACCGCACCGCCGGCAAACACCACCGCCGGCAACCCACCGCCGGCAACAAGACCGCACCGCCGGCAACACCAAGACCGCACCGCCGGCAACACCACCCACCGCCGGCAACACACCGCACCGCCGGCAACAAGACCACCGCCGGCAACAAGACCGCACCGCCGGCAACACCGCCGGCAACAAGACCGCACCGCCGGCAAACACCGCCGGCAACACCGCACCGCCGGCAACCGCACCGGCAACACCGCCGGCAACACCACCACCGCCGGCAACACCACCACCGCCGGCAACAUCAUCACCGCCGGCAACACCACCGCCGGCAACAUCACCACCGCCGGCAACAAGACCGCACCGCCGGCAAACAACACCGCCGGCAACACCGCCGGCAACACCGCACGCCGGCACCGCCGGCAACAAGACCGCACCGCCACCACCGCCGGCAACACCACCACCGCCGGCAACGCCGGCAACAGACCGCACCGCCGGCAACAAGACCGCACCGCCGGCAACAAGACCGCACCGCCGGCAACAAGACCCACCGCCGGCAACAAGACGCACCGCCGGCAACCGCACCGCCGGCAACACCGCACCGCCGGCAACAAGACCGCACCGCCGGCAACAAGACCGCACCGCCGGCAACAAGACCGCACCGCCGGCAACAAGACCGCACCGCCGGCAACAAGACCGCCGGCACCGCCGGCAACAAGACCGCACCGCCGGCAACAAGACCGCACCGCCGGCAACACCACCGCCGGCAACAAGACCGCACCGCCGGCAACAGCACCGCCGCACCGCCGGCAACAAGACACCGCCGGCAACAAGACCGCACCGCCGGCAACAAGACCGCACCGCCGGCAACAAGACCGCACCGCCGGCAACAAGACCGCACCGCCGGCAACAAGACCGCACCGCCGGCAACACGGCACCCACCGCCGGCAACAAGACCGCACCGCCGGCAACACCGCACCGCCGGCAACACCGCCGGCAACAAGACCGCACCGCCGGCAACACACCACCGCCGGCAACACCGCCGGCAACAGACCGCACCGCCGGCAACAAGACCGCACCGCCGGCAACAGACCGCACCGCCGGCAACAAGACCGCACCGCCGGCAACAAGACCGCACCGCCGGCAACAAGACCGCACCGCCGGCAACAAGACCGCACCGCCGGCAACACGCACCGCCGGCAACACCGCACCCGGCAACAAGACCGCACCGCCGGCAACAACACCGCCGGCAACAAGACCGCACCGCCGGCAACACCGCACCGCCGGCAACAACACCGCAGACCGCACCGCCGGCAACAAGACCGCACCGCCGGCAACAACCGCCGGCAACAACCGCACCGCCGGCAACAGACCGCACCGCCGGCAACAAGACCGCACCGCCGGCAACAAGACCGCACCGCCGGCAACAAGACCGCACCGCCGGCAACACCGCACCGCCGGCAACAACAGACGCACCGCCGGCAACACCGCACCGCCGGCAACAAGACCGCACCGCCGGCAACAAGACCGCACCGCCGGCAACAUCACCACCGCCGGCAACAACACCGCACCGCCGGCAACACCACCGGCACCGCCGGCAACAAGACCGCACCGCCGGCAACAAGACCGCACCGCCGGCAACAAGACCGCACCGCCGGCAACAAGACCGCACCGCCGGCAACAUCACCGCACCGCCGGCAACAUCAGACCGCACCGCCGGCAACAUCACCGCACCGCCGGCAACAAGACCGCACCGCCGGCAACAAGACCGCACCGCCGGCAACAAGACCACCGCCGGCAACAGACCGCACAACAAGACCGCACCGCCGGCAACAAGACCGCACCGCCGGCAACAAGACCGCACCGCCGGCAACAAGACCGCACCGCCGGCACCACCCGGCAACAUCACGCACCGCCGGCAACAAGACCGCACCGCCGGCAACAAGACCGCACCGCCGGCAACAAGACCGCACCACCGGCAACAAGACCGCACCGCCGGCACCGCCGGCAACGCACCACCGGCAACAAGACCGCACCGCCGGCAACAUCCGCACCGCCGGCAACAAGACCGCACCGCCGGCAACAAGACCGCACCGCCGGCAACAAGACCGCACCGCCGGCAACAUCACCGCACCGCCGGCAACAAGCACCACCGCCGGCAACAACAAGACCGCACCGCCGGCAACAGACCGCACCGCCGGCAACAAGACCGCACCGCCGGCAACAUCACCACCGCCGGCAACAAGACCGCACCGCCGGCAACAACGCACCGCCGGCACCGCCGGCAACAUCACGCACCGCCGGCAACAAGACCGCACCGCCGGCAACAAGACCGCACCGCCGGCAACGGCAACAAGACCGCACCCACCGCCGGCAACACCACCGCCGGCAACAAGACCGCACCGCCGGCAACAAGACCGCACCGCCGGCAACAAGACCGCACCGCCGGCAACAAGACGCACCGCCGGCACCGCCGGCAACAACCACCGCCGGCACCGCCGGCAACAAGACCGCACCGCCGGCAACAAGACCGCACCGCCGGCAACAAGACCGCACCGCCGGCAACAACACACCGCCGGCAACAAGACCGCACCGCCGGCAACAAGACCGCACCGCCGGCAACAACAUCCGCACCGCCGGCAACGCACCGCACCGCCGGCAACAAGACCGCACCGCACCGCCGACCGCGCCACCGGCAACAAGACCCGCCGGCAACACCGCACCGCCGGCAACAAGACCGCACCGCCGGCAACAAGACCGCACCGCCGGCAACAAGACCGCACCGCCGGCAACAAGACCGCACCGCCGGCAACAAGACGGCAGCAAGACCGCACCGCCGGCAACAAGACCGCACCGCCGGCAACAAGACCGCACCGCCGGUUAAGACAAGACCGCACCGCCGGCAACAAGACCGCACCGCCGGCAACAAGACCGCACCGCCGGCAACAAACCGCACCGCAACCGCCGGCAACAAGACCGCACCGCCGGCAACAAGACCGCACCGCCGGCCGGCAACAAGACCGCACCGCCGGCAACAAGACUGCGGCAAUGGUUGCACUGGGUCUUUACAGCCAGGGGUGGUACUAUCUUCAGGAGCAAGGUAGUGAAACAAACGACCGAUCAGAAUGUGGGCCACGUCUGGGCCGCGACUGGGCCACCACUGGGCCACGUCUGGGCCGCGACUGGGCCGCGACUGGGCCGCAACUGGGCACGUCUGGGCCGCGACUGGGCCACGUCUGGGCCACGUCUGGGCCACGUCUGGGCCGCGACUGGGCCACCACUGGGCCGCGACUGGGCCGCGUCUUCAUUCAAACUCUAAAUUACCUGCUUUAG
Messenger RNA from Procambarus clarkii (red swamp crayfish), 3534 nucleotides. Lineage: Eukaryota; Metazoa; Arthropoda; Malacostraca; Decapoda; Cambaridae. The record is from RefSeq and is a predicted model, not a curated record.